Diprion similis is the source of this 2129-nucleotide messenger RNA. RefSeq names its product cilia- and flagella-associated protein 298. The record is from RefSeq and is a predicted model, not a curated record. Gene Ontology annotation, molecular function: sodium channel regulator activity. Bases 638 to 1780 code for a protein of 380 amino acids. Gene Ontology annotation, biological process: regulation of cilium movement; regulation of sodium ion transport. NCBI's taxonomy places the organism in Eukaryota, Metazoa, Arthropoda, Insecta, Hymenoptera, Diprionidae. The transcript is spliced from 6 exons.
CCUGCAGUAGCCCGGCGUCAGCCGCCGCACCAAGGAUUACGUAGCAGGGUGUUCUCCUCUAGUCGAGGUUGCCCCCUCGUUAGACAAAUAAGCCAUACGUACAUACGUAAUCCUUGACUGACACGCAACUCUCUGCAGGAGCAGAAACCGUUUUUGUUACUAUUGUUGUUAUAUUUUUUUUUACAAUACACCUACAUGUCGUGAGAAAAUCGACCUGAACGGCAAUCGGGCUGCUGCACACCGGCAUUGACUCGAGUGGACUAUUUUUUUUUUUCAUCGUCAUCAAUCGAACGUGUCAAAUAAUGUGGACAGUGAUUGCCGGUGUAGUAAAAUAGUGAGCCUCGACUCCCGCGCCUCUUUACCGCUUCCGAAAGCGCCCGGAAAAGGACAGAGGAGGAGUAAAGGAACAAGAAGACAAGGAAGAAGUGACCGGGAAACGAAGUCCUUGCCGAAAGGAUGAGAGGGCUUAAAAACGGGGCACCGUGCAGCCCCGGCGAUAAAUUUUUAGCCUUGUAUAGUCAAAGAUCUACAUUCUGUCGUCUGAAAGCAGCUGGAUCACAGCUCUCGACAGUCGAAGGAAAACAGGAGAAAGAAUUGAGGACAAGCAACACAUCGCGAACGCGAUCGGUUCUCCAAAAUGGCGGAUGACAAGGAGAAACAAACGUUCCUGCAGAAGCUACUGUUCUACACGACCGCGUUCUUCAUUCUCCUCGGCACCUUCAGCCUCUUCGCCUUCCUCUUCUUGGUCCCAUUCGUCAUCGACCCUGCCUUCACGACAAUCUUCAUGCAGUUCGAAACACGGCCUGCCGAGUGUGUCACCAUCGACGUAGAGUCACGAAGAGGUACCCGUAACUGCUCGUGGACAUCGUGCAGAGAAGGUUGUACCAAAGAGUUAUACGAUUGUACACAAAUACGGGUGAACUACAAACUUCCGGUGAACGGUACGUCGGAACUAGAGGAUGCUCGACUAGACGGGGAGGAGGGCAGGGCGGGAGGAGGUGUCGAGGGCGACGAAGAGGCGAACGUUGCUCGUUCGAGACGUUCCCGGGCUUUGAGGGAAUACGAAUACGCCGAGGAGGUGAUCGAGGAUUUCGGCGAGGACGAUGAUUUUGAGUUGGCCAAGCCCUACCCGACAGGUUUGAUGGGCAACGACUCGGAGUGGUACUUCACCGGAGCGAAGCUAUUCCCGAACGUCAAGGGAUGCGGCUACCCACCGAUGCUCAACUGCAGCGUUUUCUACAAGCAAUACUCGAUCAUAGGGCACAAUUUUAGCUGUUACUACUCGAAGGUCGACCCCGGCAUCGUCAUCAGCGACUUGGACAUGUGGCAGGUCUACAUGAACCUCGUCUACGCGAUGGCCAUUCCGAUCCCAUCCUUCAUUAUAUCGGUGAUUUAUCUCACCAUCGCCUACUUCAAAAUUUACAACGAAGAGGAGGAGGUCCUGGUCGACGGCGAGGAGGUCGACGAGGGCAUCGACGUAGACGGCAGCAAUGCGACGCCCCUGCCGCCGACGAGCGGAGCUUUGACGCCCGGUAGCGAGGCCUUCAGAGAAGACUUGGCUAGCUUUGGGCAUCAGUUGAAAGUCGCGAUGGCCGACGACAUCAGUAGGGAAAGUCUUGAUGGAAUACCAAAUUCACUUUCCGUCCAAGGUGAUUUCGUUUAUUUUCAGAAACUUGAGCAAGACGAUGACGACGAGUAUCUCAACUCCACCUGGGCCGAUGGCGGCAGUUUGAAACGUCAUUUCCAAGGUCUGAAUAACAUUUCGUGGAAGCCCCACUAGGCCCAAAAAUACACGGUUGAGUAUCCUUAGAGAAGAAACAUGAUAACAUUACAUUGCAUAUACGGAGAAGUGAAUAAAUUAAUUUAUACGGAUUCUAUCGAAAUAAUAAGAAAAUUAACAAAAAUAAACAAAAAAAAAAAAUCAAUCAUCAUAAUUGACGUGCGCGUGUAGAACGGCAAACGGAGCAAUACGAAUAACGAAAAUAAAUAAUAUUAUCAUAUGCAUUUCGCACGAUGCUAAGGAAUUGGCCGGAAAAUAAAUCAUUAUAGGUACAUACUCGUCGCGACGCCUCAAGUAUCGAUUACCCGAACACGUAAUCCAACCGAGUAUACUUGUCGAAAUAUUACAA